Anguilla anguilla (European eel) is the source of this 4693-nucleotide messenger RNA. RefSeq names its product potassium voltage-gated channel, subfamily H (eag-related), member 5b (gene kcnh5b). The transcript is spliced from 12 exons. Bases 518 to 3637 code for a protein of 1039 amino acids. Lineage: Eukaryota; Metazoa; Chordata; Actinopteri; Anguilliformes; Anguillidae. Gene Ontology annotation, biological process: potassium ion transmembrane transport; regulation of membrane potential. Gene Ontology annotation, molecular function: voltage-gated potassium channel activity. The record is from RefSeq and is a predicted model, not a curated record. Gene Ontology annotation, cellular component: membrane.
UUUACUGCAGAUCAUGAACAAAGUCCUUAACUGUCGCAGCGAUUUAUGGAGUUGCUUUUUCGGUGUUUCGUCUUCAUUUUUCUUUUUACUAUCUCGUUUCACCAAGACAUUUGUGCAAGCUGUAUUUUCAAUUCGGCGACCAAUAUACACGAACGACCCUUAAACAUGUACACGUUAAAACACCUGGUUGCUGAAGCCCAUUUUAGAUUAAAAAGCCAACAAGUGAUGGGAUUCAGAGCAGACUACUUGUGCGCAAUUAUCUCUGUAGCCACUCAAACUGCGUUAGAGAUUCCUCUGUCGUGGAGUUGCGCGCUUGUCCAAAUGCGCAUGCGUGUUCAGAAAGGGAACCGGCGAUCUCAAAGAUUCUAGCGCUCCUACCAAAGAGCCUCAAUCAGCCAAGGCGGAACGUUACCAUGAGCUUCUUCAUCCCGCCGACAGCUACCCAUCCAGAUAGUUUAACUUUUACGAGUAACUCUAGAACUGCCAACGACCCUUAUCAGCACUGCCCAAUCGCAGAAUGCCAGGGGGAAAGAGAGGGCUGGUGGCACCGCAGAACACUUUUUUGGAAAAUAUUGUCAGGCGAUCAAGUGAAACCAGUUUCCUGCUUGGGAACGCCCAGAUUGUGGAGUGGCCAGUAGUGUACAGUAAUGACGGAUUCUGCAAGCUGUCGGGGUACCACAGGGCUGAAGUGAUGCAGAAGAGCAGCACGUGCAGUUUUAUGUACGGAGAGCUGACUGACAAGAAGACAAUAGAGAAAGUCAGGCAGACCUUUGAUAGCUAUGAGUCCAAUUGCUUUGAAGUCCUAUUGUACAGAAAGAACAGGACACCUGUCUGGUUUUAUAUGCAGAUCGCACCCAUCCGGAACGAGAACGACAAGGUGGUCUUGUUCCUGUGCACUUUCAAAGACAUCACUGUCUUCAAGCAGCCCAUUGAGGAUGAGUCCACCAAGGGAUGGACCAAGUUUGCACGGCUGACGCGGGCACUGACCAACAGCCGAAGCACUCUGCAGCAGCUCACGCCCAUGAACAAGACCGAGGUCAGCCACAAGCACUCACGUCUUGCAGAGGUUCUACAGCUGGGCUCCGACAUCCUGCCCCAGUACAAGCAGGAGGCUCCGAAGACACCCCCGCACAUCAUCCUGCACUACUGCACCUUCAAGACCACCUGGGACUGGGUCAUCCUCAUCCUCACCUUCUACACGGCCAUCAUGGUGCCCUACAAUGUGUCUUUCAAGACCAAGCAGAACAACAUUGCCUGGCUAGUGCUGGACAGCGUGGUGGAUGUCAUCUUCUUGGUGGACAUCGUGCUCAACUUCCACACUACAUUUGUGGGCCCUGGCGGAGAGGUCAUCUCUGACCCCAAACUCAUCCGCAUGAACUAUCUAAAAACCUGGUUUGUCAUAGACCUGCUGUCCUGCCUGCCCUAUGACAUCAUCAAUGCCUUUGAGAAUGUGGAUGAGGACCCGCUUUCGGACACCCCAUCAGUCGGGCAUCUGCGAGAGACGGCUAAUCCGCAGAGAAAUGCCACCCGGGCAGAGGACUCUGUACUCCCGGGGAUCAGCAGUCUGUUCAGCUCGCUGAAAGUGGUCAGGCUGCUGCGUCUGGGCCGGGUCGCCCGGAAACUGGACCACUACCUGGAGUACGGAGCGGCGGUGCUGGUGCUGCUGGUGUGCGUCUUUGGGCUCGUGGCCCAUUGGCUGGCCUGCAUCUGGUACAGCAUCGGCGACUACGAGGUGAUAGACAAGGUCACCAACACCAUUAAGACGGACAGUUGGCUCUAUCAGUUGGCCACCAGCAUCGGCUCGCCCUACUACUACAACACCAGCGGCCCCGGCCAAUGGGAGGGCGGCCCCAGCAAAGACUCGCUCUACAUCACCUCCCUCUACUUCACCAUGACUAGCCUUACAACCAUCGGCUUCGGGAACAUCGCACCCACCACAGACGGGGAGAAGAUCUUCUCUGUGGCCAUGAUGAUGGUGGGCUCCCUCCUGUAUGCAACUAUUUUUGGGAAUGUCACCACCAUCUUUCAGCAGAUGUAUGCCAACACCAACCGCUACCACGAGAUGCUCAACAACGUGCGUGACUUCCUGAAGCUCUACCAGGUGCCUAAAGGGCUGAGCGAGAGGGUCAUGGACUACAUCGUCUCCACCUGGUCCAUGACCAAGGGCAUCGACACUGAGAAGGUGCUGUCCAUCUGUCCCAAGGACAUGAGGGCGGACAUCUGCGUCCACCUGAACCGCAAGGUGUUCAACGAGCACCCCGCCUUCCGGCUGGCCAGCGACGGCUGCCUGCGCUCCCUGGCCGUGGAGUUCCAGACCAUCCACUGCGCCCCCGGUGACCUCAUCUUCCACGCUGGGGAGAGCGUGGACACCUUGUGCUUCGUGGUGUCGGGGUCGCUCGAGGUCAUCCAGGACGAUGAGGUCAUAGCCAUUCUAGGUAAAGGGGAUGUGUUUGGGGACGUCUUCUGGAAGGAGACCACCUUGGCCCAUGCGUGCGCCAAUGUCCGGGCGCUCACCUACUGCGACCUACAUGUCAUCAGGAGGGAGGCACUGCUGAAGGUGCUGGAGUUCUACACCGCCUUCGCCAACUCCUUCUCGCGCAACCUCAUCCUCACCUGCAACCUGCGCAAACGGAUAAUCUUCCGGAAGAUCAUAGAUGUGAAGAAGGAGGAGGAGGAGCGGCAGCGACAGAAGAAUGAGGUGACACUCUCCAUCCCGGUGGACCAUCCCGUCAGGAAGCUUUUCCAGAAGUUCAAGCAGCAGAAGGAGAUGCGCAAUCAGGGCUCCUCCCAGCUGGACCUGGAGAAGAACCAGCUGCAGGCGGAGCACCAGCUGAACCCCCACUCCCACCAGCACCACCCGCUCCAGCACUCGCACCCCAUGCAGAACGGGGCCUCCACCACCGGCAACAGCAGCGUGGUCACCGUCUCCCAGAUCACCCCCAUCCAGAACUCGCUGGUGUACAUCAAGACCAGCGAGCCCAGCAAGCAGAACAAUCGCGACAUCAUGGAGCUCAAACCCAGCCUGACCGUCAGCGACCAGAACUGCCUCAAGGUCACCAGCCCCAUGCGACUCAAGCCCGCCAGCAACCGCGGCUGGAUGCGCCUGAAAAACAACAUGGCCGCUCCCGAGGAGAAGAAGGAGGACUGGAACAACGUCUCCAAAGCCGGGUCCAUGGAGCUUCUCUCGGAGGACAGCAGGAGCCAGGACUCGGAGGGCAGGGGCAGCGUGGGGGACAGGAAGAACCCCCUGCGCAAGACGGGCUCCUGUGACAGCGGCAUCACCAAGAGCGACCUGCGCAUAGACAAGCUGGGGGAGGCGCGGAGCCCCUUGGACCGCAGUCCCCUGGAGCACAGCCCCAUUCCGGUGGAGGUGCGCCACCCCUUCUACCCAAUCCCCGAGCAGGCCUUGCACACCACGCUACAGGAGACCAAGCUGCAGCUCAAGGAGGACAUUCAGACACUCAGCAGCCGAAUGGCUUCCCUGGAGUCGCAGGUGGCUGAGAUCUUGAAACUUCUCUCCGAGAAGAGGAAGCCACCACAGACUUCCGCCCCCAAAACCAAAAUCAAAUGCCAGGACAUUUUCACCGUCUCCAGACCAGUCACACCCGACUCAGAGAAAGACGAUGGGCAGUUUUGAACUGCUCACUGUUUUCUUGUUAAUUUAUCUCUUUUAGUUAUUUGCACCCAUGCCUUUUCUCUCAUUGAGGAGAGGAGCAAGAGAAACAUAUUUUGUGUAAAAUGGACAAAUUAUUUUCCCUUGUAAAUAUCUUUCUGCAUGUCCAGCUGGAUUCUGGCCUGCCAAAGAAACUUAAUAACUAACUAUUGCUUGUAUAUUAUGCAGUUUACUGCAUGCAAAAUAAAGAAGAGAAUUAUUUAUUGUUCUAACUGUAUCUCCAGGAAUUUAGAUUGUUUUAAUGAUGUCGAUUCACAAUGAAGAAAUUCAGGGUUUGGGAAUUUGGAGAACAUUUCCUGUUGGUAUUAUAUAAAUAUGUGAAUUGCAUCAAAAAGGUAAAAUAAUAAUAAUAAUAAUUAAAUCAAUAAACUCUGUCAUUAUAAGGUGCUUGAUUAAUCUUUUUAGAUCUUUUAUAUUUCCAUUUUGGUAUCAUUUUUGUACAUUUUACAUUGCAUUUUGUGUGAAAUUAAUAAUUUUUGUUAAAUGGGCAUCAAGGCAUCCAGGUGACACUGUCUCUUCAUAUUUGAUCAAGACAGCUGAGUAGUCAAGCUUGGUUCCUCUCUCUCAACGUACGUUUUAAUGCUGUUUAUCCAAACAAGGUGACAGAGAACUUUAAAACUUAGACACAGCAGAGAUAUGAUUUAAUCAAUAUGUUGGUCACAGCUACUGUACUGUAAACCUUUUGUCCCAUUGCUCCAGAUGCAAAAGUGAACAUACAGAAUUUGUGAUAACAUUAGUGAAUCAAUGAUGCCUUGACAAUCUCUUGUGGGGGGCAUAUAUUGUAUUCACCAGUAACUUUCUUAAUCUUACUAGCUAUUAGCUUACUAGCUAUGAUUUGUAGAAUUGAUGCCCACUUUCAGAAGUAAGAGGUGAAUUGGUAGCACAAUGAAAUGCAUUUGAAAUAGAUGGUAUCACAUUGGAAAUAUAAAUGCGAAAAAGUAUAUAAUGUGAAUAGAUGUUCCCAUUUAUACAUUUAUAUUUUAAUGUAUUUAUUGAAAAAAUAUAUAUAUUUAACUUGAA